Messenger RNA from Drosophila sulfurigaster albostrigata, 1027 nucleotides. It is a transcript of the gene bam, whose product is annotated as protein bag-of-marbles. Lineage: Eukaryota; Metazoa; Arthropoda; Insecta; Diptera; Drosophilidae. Bases 155 to 1009 code for a protein of 284 amino acids. The transcript is spliced from 3 exons. The record is from RefSeq and is a predicted model, not a curated record.
UCUAAGCCAAACAACAACACUGAAACGGUUUUGGUUUCCCACCAAAAGCAAAUGCAGCUGCAAAAAAGAAAAUCUUUAUAAUCAGAAUGAAUGCAACAUUGAGAAGCGUAACACUCCUAAGCAUAUUGAAAAAAGUAAUGAAGACAGUUUGGUGAUGGGUUUGAUAUCACUGUUCAAGUCGCUGCAUUAUCUCAUUUGGUCCGAUUUUCCAAGCCAUCAGCUGAACUCGGUGCCAUCGUGUUUCAUGUUUGAUACACCCAUGAAAUGCACCCUACCCAAGGGAUUCAAUGUGCGCCAUCAUGUACAGGUGCUAUGCACCAAGCUGGAACGCUUCCUAGAACGCCUGCAUCGCUCACUGGAGACCAAUCGGAACUUGGACCUCAACAAGUACACAGAUUGCAAUGCACAUCUUAGUGAAGCCUUCCAUGGCCUCAGAGCUUUACAGCAAUUCACCACCGUCGAACUCCGCCAACGUUCUUGGCAGUUCAUCAACGGCGCAGGAAUUCGUAAUGGCAGAGAACUCCAGAUGCUAUUGUCGGCUUUGGUGAAUCGUUUGAAAACCGCUCAUAUUUAUGUGCACGUUUUUAACUGGGAAAUGGAUUUGGAGCAUCGAUACUCUGCAGCAAUGACAGCUCGCCAUUCGGCGACCAUUAGUAAAUCUCUUUUAAUAGCUAACAAUGAGUAUGGAGCUGCUCAUCCUCUUCCGCUUAGCCACGAAGAAUGCUUCAUUGCCGAGCGCUAUCAGCUUUAUCAUGGCAUUAUGGCAUUUAAGAAGCACAAAGAAUUUUUGAACGCUUUAGUACACAAUCCAGAAAAUUACUUUCCACCGGAAAUCAUUGCCUUGUGCGAACCUCCAAAGCAUCUCGUCCCAGAAUUUGGAGAGCAGAUCGAAACAACAGGCAGCUACGAGAAUUUGGUCUUUGCUGGUGACAUCCUUGAACUACCUCCAUCUUCACCACCAAAAAUAACUCGUCGUCGGCAUGCUCCAUAUCAAAAUAGAGGAUCCUAAGAAGUAUAUUUCAAAGGA